CUGAUUGUGCACCAGAGGAUCCACACUGCGGAACGGCCCUACGAGUGUGGGGAGUGUGGGAAGAGCUUCAACCUGAGCUCCCACCUGAUCAGGCACCAGAGAAUCCACACUGGAGAAAGGCCGUGCAAGUGUUCUGAGUGUGGGAUGUGCUUCAGCCAGAGCUCCAGCCUGAUCAGGCACCAAAGGACCCACACUGGGGAGAGGCCCUACCAGUGUUCCAAGUGUGGGAAGAGGUUUCAGACCAGCUCCGAUCUCCUGCGGCACUAUCAGAGUCACAGAGAGGAGAGGCCCUUCCAAUGCCCCGACUGCGGGAAGGGAUUCAAGAACAACUCCCACCUCAUUACCCACCGGCGCAUCCACACGGGGGAGAGGCCCUACGAGUGUGAUAAAUGCAGGAAGAGGUUUCCAACCAGCUCCCGUCUCCUCCUGCAGUCUCGGAUUCACAGAGAGGAGAGGCCUUUCCGCUGCCCCGACUGCGGGAAGGGAUUCAAGCACAACUCCACCCUUGUCAAGCACCAGCGCAUCCACACUGGGGAGAAGCCCUACGAGUGUCCCCAGUGUGGGAAGAGCUUCUCACAGAGCUCUCACUUGACCCAACACCAACGGAUCCAUGAUGGGGAGAAGCCCCACACGUGCGUGGAGUGUGGGAAGAGCUUCAGGUGGAAGUGCAACCUGAUUGUGCACCAGAGGAUCCACACUGGGGAACGGCCCUACGAGUGUGAGGAGUGUGGGAAGAGCUUCAGGCAGAGAUCCAGCCUGAUCAGCCACCAGAGGAUCCACACUGGGGAACGGCCCUACGAGUGUGGGGAGUGUGGGAAGAGCUUCAGCCGGAGCUGCAACCUGAUCAGGCACCAGAGGACCCACACUGAGGAGAGGCCCUACGAGUGUUCCAAGUGUGGGAAGAGGUUCAAGACCAGCUCCUGUCACCUCCGGCACUAUCAGAUUCACAGAGAGGAGAGGCCCUUCCAGUGCCGCGACUGCGGGAAGGGAUUCAAGCAGAACUCCGUUCUCAUCAACCACCGGCGCUUCCACACUGGGGAGAGGCCCUACGAGUGUGAUAAAUGCAGGAAGAGGUUUCCAACCAGCUUCUGUCUCCUCCAGCACUAUCGGAUUCACAGAGAGGAGAGGCCCUUCCGCUGUCCCGACUGCGGGAAGGGAUUCAAGCAGAACUCUGCCCUCAUCACCCACCGGCGCAUCCACACUGGGGAGAGGCCCUACGAGUGUCCCCAGUGUGGGAAGAGCUUCUCCAGCAACUCUAACUUGACCCAACACCAACGGAUCCAUGAUGGGGAGAAGCCCCACACGUGCGUGGAGUGUGGGAAGAGCUUCAGGCGGAACUGUGACCUGAUUGUGCACCAGAGGAUCCACACUGGGGAGAAGCCCUACGAGUGUGGGGAGUGUGGGAAGAGCUUCAGCCAGAGCUCCCACCUGAUGAAGCACCAGAGGAUCCACACUGGAGAAAGGCCGUACAAGUGUUCUAAGUGUGGGAUGUGCUUCAGAGAGAGCUCCAGCCUGAUCAGCCACCAGAGGACCCACACUGGGGAGAGGCCCUACGAGUGUUCCAAGUGUGGGAAGAGGUUUCAGACCAGCUUCGUUCUCCUCCAGCACUAUCGGAUUCACAGAGAGGAGAGGCCCUUCCAAUGCCCCGACUGCGGGAAGGGAUUCAAGGAUAACUCCGCCCUCAUCACCCACCGGCGCAUCCACACUGGGGAGAGGCCCUACGAGUGUGAUAAAUGCAGGAAGAGGUUUCCGACCAGCUCCAGACUCAUCCGGCACUAUCGGAUUCACACAGAGGAGAGGCCCUUCCGGUGCCCCGACUGUGGGAAGGGAUUCAAGUACAACUCCACCCUCGUCACCCACCGGCGCAUCCACACUGGGGAGAGGCCCUACGAGUGUCCCCAGUGUGGGAAGAGCUUCUCCAGCAGCUCUCACUUGACCCAA
This is a messenger RNA of Melozone crissalis (California towhee), 1941 nucleotides long. RefSeq names its product zinc finger protein 850-like. Gene Ontology annotation, molecular function: DNA-binding transcription repressor activity, RNA polymerase II-specific. Lineage: Eukaryota; Metazoa; Chordata; Aves; Passeriformes; Passerellidae. The annotation marks the transcript as partial. The record is from RefSeq and is a predicted model, not a curated record. The transcript is spliced from 3 exons. Gene Ontology annotation, biological process: negative regulation of transcription by RNA polymerase II.